CUUAAAAUAGACAUUGCGAAUACCCAGCAAAGUGUAUCAAGUAAAAUGGAUUCCAGAAACACCACACACAGAAGAAGCUGUACAGAGAAAUUGUCAGAGUCUGUAUUUAUAGGCCUGUGUAAAAUACUGGGAACUCCACAACAGUUCGCCAUGAGGAGAGAUGUCAUUGAGGUUAUGAAUAUGGUACAAAAUUACCUAGAAGCAAAUACGGAGAACUAUUUCUGGAGUGGGAGCUACGGAGAAGGAUUCAGAAUUUUGGGAUCUGAUGUGGACAUCAUGGUAUGGCCAACUGAUCAUCGUGUAUUCUGGGACAAGUCUCAGAUCAGAUGUUAUAAUGGAAACAGAUUGGUGUCAAUUCUAGCGGACAGUUCAGAAAGCCCUCCAGGGUUUACUUUACUCUGGUUUCCAGUACAUCGGCCAAAUAUCAGUGUUUUGUCUUCGAGUUUUAGAAUGAAGGGCAGAUUGUAUAUAUCUAGUUCUAAAUACAUUGAAAACAUAAUACUGUUAGCACCCAGUUGUAUUAAACAUGGGCCGUGUGCUCUAAAUGUUAUGGGAAAAGGAUCUGAGUACGAUCAUGCCCACUGUUUUGCUUCUGACUUUUGGCCUCCAUCUGCCUCCUCGUGGAUAGGCAGAUGUCACUCAUGGCCCCAGCCUCAUGUUGUGCAAAGCGUACUCAGAAAUGGAUGUCACCUUGUUGCAAUAGGACACAAGCUAGGGAAUCACGAAAAUAAUGAAUGGCGAAUAUCUUUUUCUGUUGCGGAACAAACACUUGUGUAUUCAAUGAAACACUGUCAACUUUUAACUUAUGGAUUAUUGAAAUUGUUUUUAAAUGAAGUAAUUAACUUUCAAUUAAGUGACGAAAGAAAACUACUGUGUUCCUAUCACAUGAAAACAGCUAUUUUCUGGGUGCUGCAAGAAAACAAAAUUUCACAAUGGUGUCAACAAAACCUCCUGGAGUGUUUCUGGGUCUGUUUUAAACUCAUUCUUAAAUGGGUUUAUCAAGGAGUGUGCCCUAACUUUUUCAUUCCAGAAAACAACAUGUUUCUGACUAAAAUCCAUGGUGAUUCACAAGAUACUUUAUUUGCUAAACUUCAUACACUAUAUGAGAGGGGCUGCAUACCAUGCCUCUUACAAAGUCCCUCUAUCAGGUCCUAUAUCAUAAGUGCACUCUAUACUCCAAGACAGUCCAUCUUUAUAGAAGAUAGCACUUUGAUAUACGAAGCUGUUUUUGAUAUAGAGCUAUUUAGAGAGAUACAUAGAAAUGGAACACCAAAUACACUAAAUCUGAUUUCUCUUAUAAAAGCCUUGCGCAAGAUAGAACAAUUGACACGUUUUCUUCUGACUAAAUAUCAAGGACACAAUGACACCUUUUUCGAUGUUAAAACUGGAGUCAGACAAAAAUGUACAAUGUAUGCAGUAUUAUUCAACUUGGUCAUCGAUUGGGCCAUGGGGAAGACAACAGAUGACUCUCAAAGGGGGAUCUGCUGGGGCCUGUUCUCAACUAAACCAGAUGGUGACACAAAGGAGGACAUCCACUGCAGACUGGGCAAGGCCAGUAGAGUAUAUACAGAAAUGAAUAACAUCUGGAGGUCUGCACAGUAUGCACUGGCAACAAGCUGA
Molecule: messenger RNA, 1620 nt
Organism: Saccostrea cuccullata (small rock oyster)
Lineage: Eukaryota; Metazoa; Mollusca; Bivalvia; Ostreida; Ostreidae
Exons: 3
Coding region: 46-1620 (524 amino acids)
Source: RefSeq, a predicted model, not a curated record